Molecule: messenger RNA, 1920 nt
Organism: Closterium sp. NIES-67
Lineage: Eukaryota; Viridiplantae; Streptophyta; Zygnematophyceae; Desmidiales; Closteriaceae
Source: the annotation of a GenBank genome assembly
CAUAGCGCUCAGGUGUUCCCGCAAUCCGUCGAGGUUGCAACUGAUGAAGUAGAAGCCUCCGCAUCUGUCGGUGGCUUCCGUGCUGCAUCUUCAUUCGCGACACGAAAUGUCACGAAAUUGAUCACUGAUGAGGCGACCCGAUGCCAAGUCCAUGUUGGUGCAGAUUUACGCCUCUGCCACCCAAUGAGAAGGCUGCUCACGGAUUUCCGUAUAAAACAGAGGCCGGUAAUGGACUCUCUCAUCGUCAACCGUUUCGUCUGGCGACUGAAAGUUACUACUCUACUCGUCUACCGGUUUCCUUCUCUCGCAAGAAGGCUCACUCAUAAUUUCGACUUCGGAUAGAAUCUGCUUUUGAGGCGUCUGCUCCAGACUCAGACACCAGACUCAGUUUCUCGCUCCGCGCCGCUCUGGGCUUCAGGCUUUCGGGUUUAAGGACUUCAGCAAAGCACCAUGGCCGCUUCGAUGAAUCGUCUCCUGCUUCUCGCGCUGCUCGCGCUCCUCGCCACGGCCAUCCUGGCGGAAGCUGCCAGCAAGGCCCGUUCCCAGCCGCCGGGAGGAGACGCCAAGGCCAAGGCGGCUACCAACAAGCGGGCGGGCAACUCCACUGCGGUCGGAUCGGCGGCAUCUGGAAGGAAAACAGCCGCUCGCUCGCAGCAGUCGGCCGCUCAGACGGCUGCCAGCAAGCGGCAGGGGCAGCAACAGACGGCGAGCGUCAAGAAGCAACGAUCCGCUGAAGGCCAGGAGGCAGCGGGCGGAGCGAGUCAUGUGGCGGGAGGGAGGAGGCACGUGAAUGGGAGCGCGGCGGGCGGGCGGUGGAACGGCACUGCGCCUCCCCACAGCGCGAAUGGCACUCGCAGGGGCGCCGUGAACGGCACUGACGGCCGGAGCAGGCCGAAUAGAGCUGGCCCUGCUCGCGCUGGUGCCGCUGGUGGCGAUGGUGGUGCUGCUGGCGGCCGGGGCGGUCGUGGGCGCGAAGGCAACGUCAUUGGUGUGGUGGGCGCGCGGAUGAGCGGGGCCCAGAUGGUGGGGUCAGCAGGCAUGGUGAACGGCAGUGGAGAAGUGGAACUGAGGAUUGUCAAGACCGCCACUGACAUGGACGUGCACUACUCUCUCUCCCUCGCGCACCUCUCCUCCCCCUCCCCUCCCACCUCCGCCUCCAUCCUCUCCGGCUCCGCCUCCUCCGCCUCUGCCGCGCUGCUUCUCUCCUUCCCCGCCUCCGCGUGGACCAACACCACCCGCCCCUUCCAUUGCCCCAGAAACACCACCGACAUUGCUGCUACUGCUCCCCGCGCCGCUGCUGGCUUCAGCUAUGGCGCCAGGGGCGUUUGGGCAAACGCCUCGUCCCUCUCUGCUGCUGCAGGCGGCUCUGUGGCGGCUGCUUUGAGGAGCAUUCUCGCCGCCCCGGCCUCCUUCCAUGCUCUCAUCGCCACCACUGCGUUCCCCAGCGGGGCGGUCAGGGGGCAGAUGGCAAACAUGACGCGCGGGGGGAAGUAAGGGAGGGAAGGGAAGUAGAGAGGGGGGCCUCUGUGGCUGCUGCUGUGUGGAACAUUCUCGCGCCCCCUGCCUCAAUCCACACUGUCAUCGCCACCAGUGGGGUCUCCAAUGGGGCUGUAAGGGGGCAGAUGGCGAACAUGAUGCAUGCAGGGGGGAAGUACUAAGGGAGGUCAGAGCAGGGGAGUUAGCUUAACCCAUAGUGGGUCAAGCAGUAAGGCUAGGCUAAGCAAGUACUGCAAGAAAUGCAUACUAGGGUGCAUGGAUGCUUGCUUGGGUGGUGCCCAUUGUCCAUAGCAGUAGCAGUAGUAGUGGUAUGACACCUCAUAGCAGUGCUUGUGCCACUGUGCGCUGAAGCAACAUGGAGCCUUGUAUACAAUGCGCUACGAUGCUAGCAGCAUUGUCGUGAAGUGGGAAAUACUUUUGGUG